Linum trigynum is the source of this 5641-nucleotide messenger RNA. The record is from the annotation of a GenBank genome assembly. Lineage: Eukaryota; Viridiplantae; Streptophyta; Magnoliopsida; Malpighiales; Linaceae.
UGACCCUGGGGAGUUAGGCUGAUAGCAAGCCUUUAAAAGGAACAAGACAAGCAACGAGAUAAAUUAUGUAGAGGUUGAGGUUAGAUCAGGCAUGCUAUACACCUGUCAAGUGCAAGCUAGAGGACAAGGUAUGAGAAGGGGUUGAGAGACCCUGCAAAUUUCACUGAUCAAUGAGAAUCAGAAAAUCGUGGAAUUUCAAGGAAUCCAUGGGGAAAUUCUAAAGUGGGAACUAGAGGGCCAAUAGCGGGAGUCUCGGAACCAACCGUAGGAGUAAAUCAUUCAAUCAACCGGGUAUAGACAAGCAAGUACAACGUUCAUUAGAAGUUCUAAUGAAAGUUGGAGAAUUCGAGGAAGAGUCUAAACGGUCGUAAUGAAGAGAGGUUGCGAACAAUACCAUAGGAAGAGCAACAAAAAAAGCCAGAGGGAGUUUGAUGAGAUUUCAAGAAGUCAAUGGGUCAAGUCUCAGGUGAGUCGAGGACAAGAGCUGCACAAAGAGGUACGAUGAGGAAAAGCAUCACUGGGAAGGAGGAAAUCAUUCAGUUACCUUAUCCAAGGUGCCCCACUCUGAGCGAGUACGGCAUAGUAGGAUGUCAUCCAUAAAAGAAGGCCAAUUAAGGAUAAAUUAGUGAUAUUUAGUUAAGCCACUAAGAGCCAGGACUAAGAGAUUAAGGCUAUGUACAAGCAUCGGUCGAGACAAAAGACAUGGAAUGAGUUAUGUUAAAGGUUACCAUGGGCAAGCCACCAUUGGAAGUUGUGACCUAAAACAACAAGGAGAAGAUACUCAACAGAGUUUGGUGACCGAAAAUGGUACAAAGCAGCAACAGAAGGGUGGUAAAAGUAAAGAAGCAAGGAGAACACCAUAGGACGCUAUAGGAAAUAAAAAAAAGGGUGGUUGUCGACCGGACAAUGAAUGCGUGAAGGAAGAUAGUUGGGACGUGGUCAAGCACCAUCAUGAGUAGAAGUCGUGGGUGUCAUCUGUCAAGUCUACCUAGAGAAAGUUUCUAGUGGAAAUGUUGGCUCUGAGGUAUGGCGAGGAGCUACUAAACUGAGUAGAUCAAAGCUAGUAUCAAGCAUUGAUGAAGGAGUUGUGGAAGUAAGGAGGAAAGCACAAGCUAUAAUGAAAGUUAUGGUGAAAAGGGUGGUAGUUGAUAAAACGACAAAUUAAGGGAGAAAGAUAGUUUGGAAGAGCCAACGAAAGAAUACGAAGGUCAAUAAGAAAGCAUUAGGUUGACCACCAAGUAGAGAACAAUCAAUCCAUAGGAAGUCCAUCAAGAAAGUAAGGUGGAAUCGUGGUCGUUAAGACUAGUCAAAGGGAGAACCUUAUAAUUCAAGGACUAAAGGUACAUUAGUAAGAAGAGAAUAUGAGAACCUAGAUGACUAUAUCGAGAAUAAAGGACGUCAUCUAGAACUAGCGAGUAAUAUCAAGAAGAAGAGACACGAGUAACGAAGUAAGAGGGAUAUGAGUUUAGGGAACCUGCUAGGAUACCCAAAGUGAAACUAAGAUCUCCUUUGUUGGUAAAAGGUGUCAAUCUCUCGGGUAAAACCUUAUUGGACGGGGAAACCGUACGAGGAGUUUUAUCUAGGGUCUGAGAGUGGCAAAAUGGAUAUUACAAGAACAUAAAAUUCAAGCAGCGAUAAGUAAGUGCUAAGUUAGGCGCCAGGAGUGAACAAUUAAGCCAGAGAGAAUGCAAUGAUUCUUGAAAGGAAUCAUAAAGGUGAUCGCAAGCUAGAGAAAGAUGAAAAGGAUGCCUCUAUUGCAUACAGGAAGUAAAAGCUGUAAUACGAGGUCUCGACGUUAAGAAAGAAGUAACGAGGAGAUGACCUUUCAGUUUAUGAUCAAAGGAUAAGAUUAAGUAUCAAGGAAGGAAGUAAGAGAUAUAAGUUAGGAGAGUUUUGGCGAUCGAACAAAAAGGAGAUCACGCUGCCAUAAGUAAUCUUGGGGUUCGAAGUGGUAUUACCUUCUUAUGUACCAAAUGAUGGAGAUAGCGGAUGCCCAAAACACGUUCAAAGUAAAUGACCAUGUGAAGGGGGUAAGUAGCAUCAGACAACAGGGCAUUGCCGAGCAAGUCGAACACUCACCAUGAACGUUUACGUCAUGGAUUUCAAAGGUGUGCAUCAAGAAUCGUGAAGAGGAGAACAUUAUAGGUCAAGAUACGGGUGAAUUGUUAGACAAUGUUGCUUAAGAAAUUGUAAGGGGGGGAUCUUGAGAAACCACGGUGAUCACAAGAGGUUUUGAGUAAAGCACCACAACAUCGAAGCCGUAUAUGGGUGGAGAAUUUCAUAGUUGUAUCGAGCUAAUAACUAGCUAGGCAAGUUGCCUGCGAGAAAUGGUUGAACUACCAGUCUUCUAAAAUCACAUCAUAUCGAAGGGAAGGAUGUAUAGCUCAGUGUCGCACACAUUAAGGAGGUACAGUUCUUUGCAGAUAGAUUAUCACAAGUGAGACUUGAGGUCACCACAGAGAACAAAUUUCGAGGGCGAAAUUUUCGUAAGUGGGGUGGAAAUGUGAUACCUCAAUUUGGAUCUAGAUUAAACAACCAACUACUGAAUGAGUUGGACCAUGAAUCAUAUCGAAUCGAAAUUUUGUUUAGCAUGCGACCAGGCCAAGUUGCUUAGAAUUAAAAGGGCAAUGAGUCACUCAAGUUACACAAGUGCUGCAAGCUAAGAGAGAGUACUUGUUAUGGUCGAGAAGGGAUAUAAGAGGAGCAGUUUCAUUAUGCGAGGUGCGCAAGGAGCACCAUGGAAGCAGAUAUAGUCAAAAUAAUUUUUGGGGCAAGGGAGUACAAGGCCGGUGUUAAAGGAGAGAUGCGUUCCGAACAAAUUUCGGGAAUGAAAUUUUUAUAAGAGUGGAGGAAAUGUAACACCCCGAAUUUUGGGGUUCAGGUUCGACCAAAAUAAGUGAACGGUUGGGUUAACGGUUACGUACGAAGGAUUAUGAUUGCGGGCUAGGAAUAAUAAUAAUAAUAACAUUAUUAUUAUUAUUAUAAAAAAAUUAAAGUAUGGGACGGGAGGGCCGAGCGGCCACAAUCCCAAACCCCUCCCUCGUUAUUUUGUUUCCACCAGCGGCAGGCAGGAGAGGAGAACCGCCGCCUCAUUGAUUUCCCAAAAACCCUCGCCAAUCCGAGAUCAUGUACAGGUCUGCUGUUGCCGCCAGGCUGCUGAGAGAUACAGCCGCCGCACAAAAAGGUCCUGGUUGGCUAAGUUCACUCAAUCAUUCCAGGCAGUUUGCUCAUUCUUUACCCUUCGCAACCGUAGAUGCUGAAGAGUUAUCGGGUGCUAGACCAGCUGAAGUACAAAACCGGGUGCAAGGAAAAUGGGGAGGAUCUUCUAGGUGGAACACAAUUGUGGAUCCUUUUAACGAGGAACCAUUUAUUAGAGUUGCUGAAGUAGAUGAGAAAGGCAUCAGGCCAUUUGUGGAGAGCUUGUCCAAUUGUCCUAAGCAUGGGCUGCACAAUCCAUUUAAGUUGCCUGAGAGGUAUCUUCUUUAUGGGAACAUAUCCUCGAAGGCGGGGCACAUGCUUUCAUUACCAAAGGUUAUUGAUUUCUUCGCAAGGAUAAUACAAAGAGUUUCCCCAAAAAGUUAUCAGCAAGCGCCUUUAUGGACAAAGUUCAAAUCUUGUGAUGGCAUCAAAGUGGGAACUUGGUUAUUCAAGCAAGCAUGAGGUGGUUUGCUCGAGAAAUUAAGGCAAAAGCGGGCUGACUGGUCGAUUGAGACAGCGGGUUUGCUUUUUCUCUCUACUAUGAGAGCUAUUUGCUUAAGCAAGCUCGUGUUGUUACCGGUGGAUUCAGGGCGGCCAAAUAACGACUAAAUGGUUCAUUUAGUUCUAUUUGCCAAGCAAGCUGUUCCAAUUUUAUUCAAGCAAGUACGAGUGUGGUAUUUGGAAGUGAGUAUGGAAACUUUGGAGCAAAAUCAGAGCCAGUUCCGACGGAAGUAAGGUGAGUGUAAAGGAGGAAAUUCUACGCCUUACGUAUUCUUUUAGAGUAUUAUGAUUUUAAGUAUUUUAGCGAAUUGGUUACCGUUGCUUGAUUAUGUGUGUGAUUGAUUAUUUAUGCCUUGCUUGAGCUAUGAUUUGAGGUGAUUUUGUGCUAUUUACCUUAAAGCGUUAUGUUUGAGUUAUUGUUAAAGUUUAAGAAACAAGCUCUUUUUAAGAAGUAACUCACCUUCAAGAAGGUGAAGUCGUUUUAAGUGUUUUUAGUCACUAGCGCCAGUCCGUUGCCAUUUGAGAUUUUCAGAGAGAGCAGCAGUUAUGCUCUUGAGAUCUUUGAGACAGAGCAGCAGUUAUGCUCUUGAGACUUUUAAGAUGAGCAGCAGUUAUGCUCUUGAGAAGAGUUUAAGAUGUUAGGGGGAUGAAUCGUUACGACUUCCCUAACUAAGUUUAAGUUUAAGGAAAGCCUGGAUGGCUUCUCAUACAUAUGAGUUGGCAACCGGACUAGCUAGUGAGGAAUCAUAGUGUCGGUCAAGUAUUUAAGUCAAGCUUUGAGAUUUAAGAAUGGAGUAACAGUAACUCCCGUACAGUAUAAAGAGUUAAGCUUUUUAAUAGUGGAAGUGCAAAACAACUUCCACUCAGUUAAGAAAAAAGAUAAAGUAUAAUAAGAUGUUAAACGUAAGGGCGUAGACUGACCCCAUCUCACUCACCAGUUAUAAGAGUUAGAGGAGCAGUUAGAGAGCAGCGGGAUCGAGAGGAACAGUUCGAGUGAAGCUAGCUAGAGGAGGAUGGUACGAGCGUCACAGAGGAUGUCUAGUCAGAGUUUUUCACACAAGCAGCAACACCUGAGGCUUGUUAGUUAUUAUGUUCUAUGAUUAUGAGUAUAGACUGGAGAUCAAGUUGAGUUUUUAAAGUUUGAGUUUAAAUUGCCCACAUGUUAGGGCUUUACUUUGAACUACAAGUGUGUGUUUUCAGUAUUUUAUUUAUGAAAAUUUUUCCCAGUUGCAAUUCAAGACUUGAGUAUUUUAUUUUAUCAAGGCCAUUUUAGUAAAAGUAGUACCCGGCCGGGUUAGGGUGUUACAAAAAUGCUUCAGUUUCUAUAAAAAAAAGUAUAGUGUGCAAAAACAUUAAAAAUGGUAAAGAAAGGUAAAGACGUAAAAGAAGGUCAAAAACGCAUUUCUGAUACGUUUCCAGCUAAAGAAGUUUCAUCCAAUUUCACACCUUCUCUGUCUAGUAUUGUCUUCUGACAAGAUAGAGAUCACAACAUCGAUCCCUAUGUUCAAAUUGACCCACAACAAUUCUUUAACCAUUCCUCAAAGUUUGAGGACGACCGAACGGUUGGUUUCUAUGGAAUCCUCACCGGAACCAACUACCCAGCUAUAAGAAAAUAAGGUUGCACCCUGUCUGAAGAAGCAAAGAUCAUAACAACGAUCCCAACAGUAUGAUUGGAUCCCAGAAAGCAUGAAACGAAUCCUUAAAAUUUGAGGAUGAUCCAACAGUGGAUUCUUUUGGAAUCCCCUCGUGAACUCACUGCAUUGCUGCAAAUUGAUUUGAGCAUGACGUAUGACAUGUUCAAGAGGGAUGAGGAUGUGCAACUUAAGUGAUUAAUAUUUACUAAUAUGCUGAUUUCUCGCAUUUAAUGGAUGAAGCUCUUAUGAAAAAAAAAGCCUCGGUAAUCUUGUUUAAUUUGAUAUUGAAAUAAAUUGGUGCUAAUUGG